Molecule: messenger RNA, 4686 nt
Organism: Linepithema humile (Argentine ant)
Lineage: Eukaryota; Metazoa; Arthropoda; Insecta; Hymenoptera; Formicidae
Gene: muskelin
Product: muskelin 1
Cellular component (GO): cytoplasm
Molecular function (GO): protein binding
Source: RefSeq, a predicted model, not a curated record
UUCUGAAGCUUGAUGAACUUCACAAUUAUCCGCGCGUAUUUCUGGUGUUGAAGGUUAUGUCAUUUCUAUAAUAUGGCGUCGAGCGAGAGUGGUGAUGUUCAAAAAAAGUUGGAGUAUCGAAUUUACAAAUGCUCCAGCUACUCGUCCUGUUACGUACCCGAGUGAGUGCUCACAUCGUUUGCAGGCGGUCUUUAUUUUAUCUCUGAAACAUCUGGAAAAAUCUCUUAUCAGUGAACCAAAUAUUAUCGUCGAUAUUCCGUCAGAUCAGACUUCACGUUGGUCCUCCGAUAUUGAUAAUCAUCCACAGUAUCUCAUUCUCAAGCUUCAAAGUCCUUCCGUUGUUAAAUAUAUUACUUUCGGCAAAUAUGAAAAGACCCAUGUAUGUAAUAUCAAGAAGUUUAAGAUAUUCGGCGGAUUGGAGCCCGAAAACAUGAUGGAACUUCUCGAAAGUGGAUUGAGAAACGAUUCCAUACCAGAGACAUUCGAUCUUAAGCACGUUUUAGGAAAUGAGGGGAAUUACUUUCCCAUUCGAUAUAUAAAAGUGCUUCCGCUACAAUCUUGGGGUCCUAGUUUUAACUUUUCUAUUUGGCACAUUAGACUGACUGGUAUCAACGAUCCCAAAAUCGUAAAACCCUGUCUCGAGUGGUUUAACACGUAUCGACAGAAGGAAAUAAUAAGACUGUGCAUGAAGCAUUUUCGACAAAUGGAACAACCAGAAAUUGUUCAAACUUUACAGCGGGUUACUGGUGUUCCGUUGGAGGACACCCGGUUGUCAACAUUGUACGAUCUGCUUGUCACUCAGGGUGAUCAUCAGCAAGCUGAAUGUUUUAUCAGCAACGCGCUCACGAUGGGACUCUUAAGCGAUUAUAUCAAUGCGCAAACUUAUAGAGCAAUCUGGACGAAGUUGUCGUCUAGCGAGCCCAAGCCCGGGAUGCGGGGCGGCCAUCAGAUGGUGCUCGAUCCCGCGGCCGAAGUGCUCUAUCUGUUCGGUGGUUGGGACGGUAACCAGGAUCUCGCUGAUCUCUGGUCAUACGAUAUCGAGGCGAGCAAGUGGACGCUCAUAUGCAAGGACACGGAAGCAGUGGGAGGACCCAGCGCACGUUCGUGCCAUAAAAUGUGCCUAGAUCCACAGAGACGACAACUCUUUACAUUGGGCAGAUAUUUGGAUACGCAAUAUCGCACGCACGAGAACCUGAAGAGCGACUUUUACGUUUACGAUAUCGAGUCGAAUAAAUGGACGCAGAUUUCAGAGGAUACAGGUAGCAUGGGUGGGCCGCCACUCGUAUUCGACCAUCAAAUGUCAAUGGACGUAGAGAAACGCACGAUUUACGUUUUUGGCGGACGUAUGCUGGCUCAUCCGGCGAAUAGUGACGAGCACGGUUUGAUUCCUGAGCCACAUUUUUCCGGGCUGUACUCCUAUCACGUGCCGACCGGUACAUGGGUUAAGCUUGCCAGUGAUAUCGCUGACAAGACGUGCUCGAGAGAUAUGCCAAUCUACAGAUCGCGCGCCGGCCAUUCCAUGCUGUUUCAUCCACGAUCGAGAAAAUUAUACAUAUUCGCCGGUCAAAGAGGUAAGGAGUAUCUCAGCGACUUCUUCACUUACGAAGUGGACACGCAACAUGUCGAGUACAUAAGCUACAACGAGUUCAGCACGGCAAAGGACUCCAAUCACGUCCCCGCCGCCGGGUUUACGCAGCGAGCGACCAUUGAUCCGGAACUCGGCGAGAUUUAUGUUUUAUCGGGCUUGAGUAAAGACAAGGAUAAGAGAGACGACAACGUGCAGAAUUCCUUCUGGGUGUACAAUAUUCAAAACAGCAAGUGGUCUUGUAUAUAUCGCAACGAAAAUGUCGGUGAAAAAUACUGGAGUAAGAUGCAAGAUUAUGAACCGUGUCCGCGAUUCGCACAUCAACUUGUUUACGAUCAUACGAAAAAGGUUCAUUUUCUGUUUGGUGGCAAUCCAGGCAGGUCUUGUCUUCCAAAUCUGAGGCUCGAUGACUUUUGGCAGCUGGAGCUGCGCCGCCCCACGGCGGAACAAGUUCUAAAAAGAUGCAAGUUAAUCAUCAGACAACAUAAAUUCAAGGAGCUCGCCUUGAGCAACAGUAUAGAGGCUCUUGAAUAUCUGCAGACGAGAGUCUUUGAAAUUAUCGACCACAAUGACACGCAGCAAACGAGAGAGUUUCAAUUGCUGACAUCAAUCUUAUUCCGAGACCAGGAUGACUUGUCGAAGGAUUUUUCUCAUCCAGACGCGAUUUUGACGGCAGACGCAUCGGCGCGACGAUGCGUGAACUCGCGUGACGUGCACAAUCUGCGUACCGAGCUCUACAACCAGCUUGCGGAAUUCUUCCCGGAAUCAUUGACGCAGCCACGGGCGAAUCUGAUUGAUCUCCUACCGUUAUAUUGAUGCAGGGACGACUUGUGAGACGCGAGACUUGACAACGGAAUGUUCUCCGGUGAUAAAUAUUGUGUUUUUUUUUCCUUUGCUCUUGCCAUAUGUAUAUUCGACAAAAUUUCUUUCCAUUUUUACAACUCUAAUUAUGAUCUUAGCUUUCGUACAUUGAUGUCGCGUUUUACAGCGCGAUCAGCUUUUUUAUUUGCGGUAUAUCAUACUAUAAUCGCGGGAGGAAACGCAUGCUUCGGAUUUUUGACACUGGCAUAGCCUUCGCUUGCAAUCCGGUUUACUUCACUUUUGUUAUAUUUUUCGAGUUUUCCUUCUUCACGUCCUUCGAGUUUUCUUCUUUUCCGUCUUCAGAAAACUGUUUGUUCGAAACAGUUUUCUGAGACUAAGCAUUCGAUAUGCUAUUUAUACUUAUCAACUAUGUACAGCUCGAGAUCAAACCCCCUCGAAACUUUGUGAUAUCGAUAGUUUUUUCAAUCGAGUCGACUGGUUAACUGUAUACAUAAGUAAGCUAGAGGAAAAAUGAAUUUAUAUAUAUAUAUAUUUCUCCUAUACGUAACUAUGUGUUUAAAUGCGGCCAUAAAGUUGUUGUUAUUACGUUUACUAAAAUAAUAUAUUUGUCGAGCGAAUAGAGAGAGAAGAUAAGGCUAGACGAUAGCAGUCUAAGAAAGCUCUCAGCAUGAUGAUUUAACCCGCAAAAUGUUUUACCUAACUUUAUAUACCAAUCGAUAUAUACGCUCUCUUACUUUUAACAAAAGAAAAGUACGUAAGAAAUUAUUGUCUUAACUAAAUUUAAUUGCUUAUGUUCUAAAUUCUGACAUUUAGUCAGACAAAUAAUCUCUUAGCUUACAAAGAGACAAUAGCAUAAAGACGUAACAAAUAUGAUUAAGAUACAUAAAAAUUCCUUUAUUUAAUUAAUUAUAAUUUUGUAUUAUAAAAUAAACUUAAUUUAAUCAAUUAUAAAUAAUUAAAUAAGGAAUUUUGUAUUAUAAAAUUAUGUAAUUAAAUAAGGAAGCUUUCUAGGCCAUGCUGGCUUUACACCAACCAUAUUUGCCCCUUCUAAUUGAUUAUUGCUUUCUUGUUCAUUUUCCACAUUGUAAAAAGCAGCGGAGAUAUUUCUGGCGGUUGAGUUAGGUAAAACAUCCUGUAUGCCAAUUCUUUGUCUUGUAAAAUAUCUUUCCUUAGAUAUACAUUAGCUGUGUACUCCAUUAUCUAAUCCGUUUGUAAUUUAAAGCCUACGGUGCGUUUUGCAUUGCGAGAAACGCGCCGUAGGCUUAAAAAUAAUUUUAUUCACCGGAAAUGCCUUCCAAUGACAGGAUACGGAAUUUGAGGAUAUAUCGUUGCAAGUAUUAAUAAUACUCGCAAUAAGACGCAAUAAUUUCUAAUGAACUCACUUCCGACCUCUCAGAGAUCUUGUUUGCAGCCCCCUCCCCCGUUUGGCUCUCGCCACACAUGUAUUCGUAGUAGAAUCCGCGCACAAAUGAAUUUCAGAAAGUUUAGGUUCUCGUUAGCAUGUAAAUAUUUACUACAAUAGUCACGAUUCUUUUUGUAUUAUAAGUGUUAGCGCGGUGUAUCUAUUUUAUUGUCCGUUGGCCGGAAUGUAUCUUGUAUAUAGAACGAUCUAUGAUUAAAAAUGAUUAUAGAGCCUUGCGAGCUUAAAAGGAGAAGAAAUAUAAGCGAUGAGAGGCGAAAUUAUACGGCCACUGAAAUCCACGCGUUAUUGUACAUAUAUAUAAUUACAUGAUGUAUAAGGAACGUCAAAGAUUUUUAUAAUGUGAUUCCAGUUAUGCUAAGUUAGAUAAUGGAACUGUAAAAAAGAAGAAAGUGAGCGAAGAGUAUAUACAAAGAAACGAAAAUGUACGAAACUUUUUUUGCUGGAAUAAAAACGGUACGAUGCCGCCGCUAUUUCUCUGACAUGCAUGCACACAUACUAGACGUCUCGAAGCUGUGAAAGAACACGCACGUUAGACACAGGAGACACAUCGAUCCUUCGAGACGAGGCGAAAUGUGUUGAUAUCCAAAGUUCUAGUCAGAUAAUAAAUGUUUAUAAAAGUAUGUGAAAGAAGAAAACGAGGAGUCUGAAAUUUAUUUUACACAACAAAUUCUCAGUUGAAGAAAUGCCAAAUUUAUUUUGCUAUUCUCUGUUCGAGAGAUUAUGAUACAGAUAUAAUUAUUUAUAUAUAAUAUACAAUUUAUUAUUUAUAUAUAAACGCGGAAUACAUUGCACGAAGACGGACAAAUGUACAGACGUUAACUAACGUUAAUUAACAACAACGGAUUUCGAACUGAAA